Molecule: messenger RNA, 3392 nt
Organism: Amphimedon queenslandica
Lineage: Eukaryota; Metazoa; Porifera; Demospongiae; Haplosclerida; Niphatidae
Exons: 5
Coding region: 1096-3063 (655 amino acids)
Source: RefSeq, a predicted model, not a curated record
AUUGUUGCCAAAAGUAUUGCCGACACUACACAUAAGCGUAUUGAAGGAAAAGAUACAAUCAUUUUAAGUAACACAUACCCAUGUGGAAAGAAUCUUUGUGAAAUGUUCCAAUACAACAAAGUCUUUCAAAUUCAGAAUAAAGUAGUCAAAGUGAAUGUUGGUGUCUUAGCCUCCGAAUUCACACUAUAUCGCAGUGAAGAAAAAAAGCAGGAAGUAUUCAAACAUAUACCACAAGCGCUUGGAGGAGAAAUGGAAGCAAAUGGUAUAAAUCGGGUUGCUGAGAGAGAAGGAGGAUUUGAAUGGAUCAUAAUAAAAUCUAUUGUGGACUGGGGGAAUGAAGACAAAAACAAAAACUGGAAACCAUUUGGAGCUGUCUCGUCUGCAAGGUUUGUCCUAAAAUGCUUGAAGGAUCAACAUAGUAAGGCUGACCCAUUGGCAAUUAAUUAUGAAGAGAAAAUAGUUCAUGUUGAAGAUCUGAAAAAAUCAGGUAUUCUAGAAAAGUGGUGUAAAGAAGGUAUUAUGGAGCUGACACUUACUCGUGUACAUAUGGUUGGUCCUGCUGGAUCUGGGAAAACUUGUACACAAUGUCUUCUACUCAAUGAAGACCCUCCAGCCACAACAUCAAAAUUUGAUUCACACACCAAUGCCCCAUCCACCACUAGCUCACCACCUGGUGAUUCUGGCUUCACUCUAGCCUCUAAACAUACCACUGACAGUACACCAAUAGCUUGUAAAGCUGUCAAAGCUCUAAGAAUAGCUUUUGAUGGUAAAGAGACAUGGAACAAAAUUACUGCAGAAAAAUUGUCAGAGCAGUUAGCAUCAAGUUUAAAAGAAGCUGUAGAUAAUGCCACUCAACAAAUUCAGCCACAUUUGAAUGAAUCCAAGGAUGCCAUACAAAAGGAACAAUUAAAUGAAACACAUGAAGAAUACUCUGAUUCUGGGAAUGAAGAGCAAACUGAUUCAAAACCUGAUUCAAAGCAUUCAUCCUUUGAUCCAGAAGUAUUAGAAAAUGCAAAAGAAACUCAGCAAGAAGAAACACUGGAGAUUAAGAGUGUAUUUUAAAAAAUUGCUGAUUAUAUUUCUAAAAAAGAAGCUAUGCAGUUAAGUGAGAAGUGGGUGUACAUUGUUGAUUCUGGUGGUCAACCAGCAUACCAAGAGCUAUUGCCUGUUUUUAUUAGAGCAGCAUCUCUUAAUAUCAUCACACUUGAUAUUUCAAAAGGCAUUGAUGAGGAGUUUGAGUUUAUGUAUCGAAUUAAUGGACGAGAAUUUCCAUGUGAUGGGGGAGUGAAAUAUACAAAUCGUAAAAUUUUCAAUUCUGUUGUUUCAUCAGCAUCAGUUCAAAAACCAAUUAAUAUUCCAUUUGUGAAGCAUCAGUCUAAACACUCAAUGUCUUUUGUCCUGGGUACUCAUUAUGAUGUUAUGUUUGAAAGAGCCGACAAAAAUGAUCCUAUGGAAGAAGUGAAGGAGAUGAAUAGUAAUUUGAUGUCUGCAGUGCCCCAUUUAAGAAAACAUAUUAUUACUAACGUACAUAAAAAUUCCAUCAUAUAUCCAGUUAAUACAAUGGAAGAGGAUUCUGACAAGAGAAAAAAAAUUAGCGAAGAAAUUUUAGAGAAAAUGUCAAAAUGUACAGAAGUUACUAUUGAAAUCGAACUUCCAAUGCGUUGCUUUGUGUUUGAGCUUUACCUAGAAGAAAAGGCACAAAGUAAAGGUUUUGUUACUAAAACAGAAGCUAUUAAAGAUUGUAAAAGAUAUCUUUACAUGAAUGAACAUGAUGUUGAAAUAGCUUUAACCUUUCUUCACAAUAGCACAAUUAUUUUAUACUACCCUGAAAUCCAACCACAAUUAGUGUUUAUUGGUCCUCAGAAAAUCAUUGACGUUCUUUCACAUUUGUUAGCUCUCACUUAUGUCAGUUAUCCAAUACCAGCAACAAAACUGGUACCAAAUUUGUUGCAGGAUGAACAGACACGUCUUAAAGAAAAAGGCUGUUUUAAGAAAGCUCUUCUUGAAAAGUUUUGUGGUGUAUUCUCAAAUGAUUUCACACCAGAUUACUUUAUUAACUUGCUUCAACAUCUUCAUAUUAUUACAGAAUUAAAAAGCCAGUCCCAGGAUAGUAGCUACUUCCUUCCUGCUGCUUUACCUGCCUACAAUAAUGAAUAUGAUAAUGAUCUACCUAAGAGUAUAAAGCCUCUUUAUUAUGUGUGGCUAGAAAUGGCAGAAGAUGAAUGGGAAUCAAAAAAUUUUGUCCUUGUUCCUCAAGGAAUUUUUCCCUUAAUUUAUGUCUAUUUGCUUGAGCAGACAAAAUACAAAGUUCAACUUCCUCAGCAACACUGCAAGUAUCGUGAUGCUGUUUCACUUUGGAUCUGGAUUAAAGGAAAACGUUGCACACUAUACAUCAUUAAUCGUUAUGAACAUAUUGAAGUCUAUUUUAAUGGUCCUAAGAACUGUUAUUGUCCACAAGUCCGUGAGCUAAUUACCACAAUCAUUAAUAAAAGCUCUGAUGCCAUUAAUGCUAAACGGAAUCAUGCAAUUGCAUUUCCUUGCCCUAAUGGGAAGGAACAUUGCUAUUGUAUAGUGGAUGAAGAGAACAAGGUAGCAGAUUGCCUAUUGUGGCAUUCAAAUGAAAAUGAUGUCAGUGAAAAUGAUGAGACUUAUUGGUGCUGGUUUGGUCUUGAAUCUGACUCUAGUUCAGCAGGUAUAAAAGAAGAUGUUCUUUUGAACACAACACAUUUGCAUGAUGUACGAAUGUUGCUUAAAGAGGGUAAAUUUUCAAAUUCUGAAUGUACUAAUUUUGGCCUUGGUUUGGGUUUAUAUAAUGACACAUUAAAAACUAUUGAGAUGGAUUAUCCAAGAGAUACUAAUGGGUGUGUUAGAGAGUGUCUGGUGAAAUGGUUGGAGAAUGCUGAUGAUGUAAAUGAUAAAGGAGGAGCAAAAUGGAGCACAUUAAUUAAAGCUCUUGAAGAAUGUGAUCAAAACUCAACAGCUGAUUACAUCAGAAACAAAACAUUGAAAAGAAAAGCUGAUGAAGAACUAUGUACAACUUCCAAAAGUAGCAAAGUAGACUAAAGUCAAUAUAAUUACAAGGCUUUCUUUGCUAAAUAGAAUAAUUAUAAUGGUAACUAGUGAUUAUAGUGUACUGUAUAUCUACAUAGCAGUAUAGAUAUUAUUUGGUUUUGUUAACAAUAAUUAUUGUUGAUUAAUUGCAUACUACAAUAUAACAUGUAUAAAAGGGAAAAUCCCCAACACCCACACACUUCACAACACAAAAUGGCCUCCUCUUCAACCCCACCUCCUCCUCUUGAUUCCAGUCCUAGAGAAGACCUGUGGGCUGAAUGGCUGGAACCAUUAACAAAAUGGCGAACCUUUGGACUGUACUUACCAGGAAUAAAACAAAA